AUCUGGCCCACUUUUCCUUACCUAAAGCACUCAUGAGAACUUCCAUCUCAAACUUCAAACACAAACAACAAUUUAAGUCGAAUGAAAUCAGUUUACGUUUUUCUACAUACUUUAUACACUGUCAGAAUCUAUAUUUGCUACAGAAAUACGUGGUUGCACACAAUCUCUCAACGCUAUUAACAUGGGAAAAUCGAAUGGCUCGGGAAGUGUCCCGAAUCGACCAAUCUACUCUCGCAUUUCCUACUUAUACCAAGCCGCAGCAUACAUGGCAAACUGCUCAGAAGUGAAAAACGAAGUAAAAGAGUCCAAAUCUGCGGCAACGUACCCUAAAGUUAUGGAAGAGGAGAAAGUAUCGCAGGAAACAAGUCGCGGCAAGAAAGCAUUAUCGCGACGCUUUAUUACUGACCUCCGAUCUGCAUCUCUCAAGAGUCAAAUACGCCUAUCUCCUGCCAUCAAACACACCAUUUGCAAAUUAUGUGAUAGCUUGCUUAUUGAAGGAGACUCGAGCACUUCUGUUGUUGAGAACAAGAGCAAGGGUGGCAAAAAGCCGUGGGCUGAUGUACUUGUCGUAAAAUGCCACACUUGCGGAGGCGUGAGACGUUUCCCAGUUCAAGCUCCUCGGCAAAAUCGACGAACGGAUCCAGUGUCUACCUACUACCUAGGUAGUGUUGGUCAGAACAUCAAGUUCUGUUACCACAUAUCUUGAAGCAUACCAUAACCUUUUCAGUGGUUUCGGAUCGAUCCAUGGAUGUACUGAACAUUGAAUGUAAGACAGCAAUGCCAAGGCGACACCCUUGAUUGCUACAUAGAUUUUCUGGGGGAAUGCUUACUUGGA
This is a messenger RNA of Hypoxylon fragiforme, 835 nucleotides long. RefSeq names its product Rpr2-domain-containing protein. The record is from RefSeq and is a predicted model, not a curated record. Gene Ontology annotation, cellular component: nucleolar ribonuclease P complex. Bases 182 to 706 code for a protein of 174 amino acids. The transcript has 3 exons. Gene Ontology annotation, biological process: tRNA processing. Lineage: Eukaryota; Fungi; Ascomycota; Sordariomycetes; Xylariales; Hypoxylaceae.